Molecule: messenger RNA, 1547 nt
Organism: Musa acuminata subsp. malaccensis (wild Malaysian banana)
Lineage: Eukaryota; Viridiplantae; Streptophyta; Magnoliopsida; Zingiberales; Musaceae
Source: RefSeq, a predicted model, not a curated record
UUUUAGCAUCCGUACCUUUAUAAGAGGUGGCGUCUCUUAUCCGGCGUUCGCUCUGGGUCAAGCCGACGAGAACUCGGUCGCAGUCAUGGGCGGCGGAAGUCGUCCCUCCGAUCAUCUUCCUCCUGAACUGGCAGACGAGGCCGAGACUUCCUCCACCUCGUCCUCGAUCUCUGACUACCAUCCGGACGAUUCACCACUCUCCGUCUCCUCCGGGAUCACGGAAUCCAUCACCGACACCUCGGAAGAGGAAUCCGCCGCUGGGGACAGUCGGCGAUGGUGCAAGGCUUACUUCGACGUCCUGCGGUCUUAUCGCAACUCCGACGAGCGCGCCGGUGUCCUCCGAGACGCCAAAGAUCUUAUCUUGAGGCAUAAGCCCGGAGACUGGAUCGAAGAGGUCGGCGGCACGACGGCCGGCGACUACGAAGUCCCCGACGCCAUAACCCUUCUCCUGGUUGGGCCGAGGGGCUCCGGAAAGAGUACCCUCGUCAAUAGGAUUACAAGGGUCUUUGACGAUGAUUUUUCGGCGCCCGACAGGGCACAGGUGUCCCAUAAUUUGUCAGCGACUGGAGGGACCUGCUUCCUGCAGGAAUACAUGAUUCCGAGGAAAUCAAAGUCGCUUUGCGUUUAUGAUACUCGUAGUUUAUCCACAAACCUACCGCACAACUUUCGAUUGCUCCAACGUUGGAUGACCCGUGGUGUCAGCCAUGGAGAGAUGGUGAUCAGGGAUUCAGAUGAUUUUGUAACGAGGAAGAACAUAAAGUCUAUGAGACGACAAGGCCUAUUGAGCCCGUGCAAGAGGAGGAUAGUGAACUUUGUCAUAUUUGUUGUUGAUGGAUUGUCUGUUUUGAAAUCGAUGGAUGCGAAGGAUGACCAGUACAAUGAAAUUCUUUUUGAAACAUUCAAUUAUCCAUUCUUGUCAUUUAAAGAUAACAAGCCAGCUGUUGUGGUCACCCAUGGAGAUGAAUUGUCACUUAGUGAGCGUGCUAUUAUCCGUACUCGUUUGGGCGAGCUGUUGGGAAUUCCUCCGAUUAAACAAAUCUUUGACAUCCCAGGCACAAGUGAGUUUGACACUGAGUUGGCCAUAGUGGACAUGUUGCGUUAUUCCAUUGAACAUGCUGACAGGAACCUUGCUUUUAAUCAGAGUUACUUAUUUGAGGGCCAGAGGAUCUUUCACUGGAUAAUGGAGAGGCUACAGGAUUAUGAUGUGAUAUUAGAAGUUGUCAUCAUCUCCUUGUGCAUCAUCAUACUUUGUUUGCGUGGAAUUGAAAAUCUCAUAUGAUGCCAGCAUCCUUGUUGCCAAUUCUAUGACACAUCUUUUGGUAUCAAAGUCCCUGUGUACAUAAAUUUUUUCCUAGUUUUUAUACGCACAAUAAAAGGAGAGACUUUUUAUAUGUGAGAUUUUGUCAAAUCUCUCAGUUACAAGUCUUAUUAUCCAAAUAUGUUUAACAGACAUCGUAAAGUCUCUGGAGUCAUAUUAUAGCAUCUGAUUAAUUAGUCAUUGAGGAAUGUUAAAUUCGAAAACUUGUGGAUCUUUUUCCAUGCACACA